AUGUCUACUAAUAAACGUUUAUUUAAUAAAAUUAUUGUAAUUAUUGUUUUACAAUCAUUUUGGAUACUUGAAGCACAAUUAAAAACUAUUCCUGAAUACAUUCCAAGUUGUAAACGACAUGAUCCACGAAUUAAUGAAUGUGUUAAAAAUGCCACGAUUGUUAUUAGACCAUAUUUGAAAAAAGGUAUACCAGAAUUAGGUAUUCCAGCAAUUGAACCGUUACAUAUUCCAAUGGUAAAAUUGGAACAAGGAACUGAUGCCGUUAAUUAUAAAGCACGAUUGUCGAAUAUUGUUAUAGAUGGUUUAAGUACUUAUCAGUUUCGAGAAGUAAACGCCGAUAUCGAAAAUCAUAUCAUCGAAGGAAAAAUUGAUGUUGGAAAUUUACGUUUGAGAAGUGAUUAUGUAAUUAUGGGCCGUGCAUUGUUGCUGCCAAUUCGAGGAAAUGGAGUUUUAUCUGCUAAUUUUUCUAGUGCACAUGCUGAUAUAAAAAUGCAUGGAUCUGUUAUUAAACGAAAAGGAAAAGAAUAUUAUCAUAAUACGGAAACUGAUGUCAAAAUACAAAUUGGUCGAGUUAAAGCAAUGUUUGACAAUCUAUUUGAUGGAGACGAAAUGUUAACAAAAGUAACAAAUGAAUUCUUAAAUAUGCAUGCAAAAGAAAUUGUUGAAGAAGUGAAACCAGCUGUGGAAACAGUAAUCGCAAUGAUUGUGGAUGACAUUACAAAUAAAGUAUUCCAAAGUUUGCCAUACAACAGAAUAUUCCCUGAAUAA
Messenger RNA from Chrysoperla carnea, 768 nucleotides. RefSeq lists its product as uncharacterized. The transcript has 5 exons. Bases 1 to 768 code for a protein of 255 amino acids. The record is from RefSeq and is a predicted model, not a curated record. Lineage: Eukaryota; Metazoa; Arthropoda; Insecta; Neuroptera; Chrysopidae.